ACUUCAUUCUACAUGGUCGGUUGAGCAGUCAACACCGUUUGGUAUUCCAAAUUAAAACAAAAUAUAUAGUAAAAAAUUAAGUUUUGUAGACAUUUCGGCAUUUCAAAAUUCUUUGCACAUGGAUCUCUCCAAGGCCGAAAGUCAAACGCCCGCUCAAGAGCGUCGCUCGGGAAACCCAGAUUAUCUGAGGACCCUCCUGCAGGACAUCCUGUGUUUCCUUGUUCUGCUUUCGGUUGCUUUGCUAAUUGUGGCUGGCAUCCUGUUUGUGGUGGAGGACGUCAGUCGUCUGCAACAACAGCAGCAGCAGCACUACCACCAUCGGCAUCUCCAUCGGGAUCAGAUAGCCAACGAUUGGAAAGGAUCGCCGCUUGAGGAGCCACCCAAAACGGGAUGUCGAUUCUUCCGGCCACAUACGUGGAUUAGAUUCUUCAACUGCCAGAAAAAGGUCCCUGAACUGCAGCAGCCGGAAGAAGUAGAAAAGGAGGCGGUGCAGUUUGGGCCAAGCAAACAGGACGACCAAGGGCAGCAGCCUUUCGAUUCCGUUCCCACUUACCAUCCGGCUAUAGAACCUCUUCCUUUGCGAGCGGGCGGAGACUACAUCGAGGAAGCUGCCAAUAAGAAACUGGAUGCGGAACCCCAUCAACUGCUGGCCGACAAUAUCUACAGGACCUAAAAUAGAAACUGUCCCUUUUACAGACGUUUAAAAUGCUGUUUGAAUGUUCUUAUUGAUGCCCUUGCAGCUCCAGACUAUUGGGUAUUCCCUGAUAGUUUUGUCAUUUGAUGUACGAAAGCCACCGGGCUAGCUCUAAUCAAUCGCCUUUGAUUCAGAGUUAGUCCCGUUCUUACAAAAUCAAAUCUCCUCUUGGGUCUUUGAACCCCUUAUAUUAAAUACGCCCUCUGCCUUAGGUGGCCAUCAAGAGCUACAUAGAACUCGGAUAAGGAGAAAGCUAAUCCCAAAAACUUAGAUUUUUAACGGAUUUAAAGGAACCUUAAAAAGAUGUUAUAAAAUUGUCAGACUGUUUUUGUUGACUCCUCGACAGCUCCAAACUAUCGGGUAUUCCCUGAUAGAUUUGCCAUUUGAUGUACAAAAGCCACCGAGCUAGCUUCAAUCAACGGCGAUUGUGAGAUAGUCUCGGAAUUACAAACAAUAUAGUACCUUAUUGCAUACAGGCCACUUGGACUAUGAUAUAUGCCCCUUUUGCUGUUGGCCAUCAAGAGCUAUAUCUCAAAAAGAACAUUCACAAGGCAGACAGCAAGGAGAUGUAUAGAAAAGGUUCCUGCGAUAAACCGAUGAUGUUUGUAAUAAAUUCGGGAAAAUUCAGCU
Drosophila takahashii is the source of this 1324-nucleotide messenger RNA. RefSeq lists its product as uncharacterized. The record is from RefSeq and is a predicted model, not a curated record. NCBI's taxonomy places the organism in Eukaryota, Metazoa, Arthropoda, Insecta, Diptera, Drosophilidae.